AUGGAAGAUGAAAAUCCAACAGAAGAUUCACCAGAUAUUGGGAUUGCAGCUACAAACGCUGAUCCUUCUCAUGAUUUAACUGAGCAAAUCGAUACUUGCCAACAUCGAUCUCGGGAACAAAAAAAAUCACAAAUAGAAAAAAAUAGUGAUUCGCCAUCUUUAUUCCAACAGAAAGUUUUGAAAGUUUUGGAUAAAUCCCAUAACGAAGAUGAUGAUGAAGACAAACAUUUUCUUCUGUCAUUUUUACCCGGAAUGAAGGCAAUCGAUAACUCCAGUAAAAUGGAUGCCAGGAUUGAAUUUAUGCAGGCCAUAUUAUCAUAUUGUAAUUUAAAAUGUGUAUUUAUUCUUCUACUUAAGAAAAUUAAAAAUAAUAUACCAUGCAACAACUGA
Molecule: messenger RNA, 390 nt
Organism: Macrosiphum euphorbiae (potato aphid)
Lineage: Eukaryota; Metazoa; Arthropoda; Insecta; Hemiptera; Aphididae
Source: the annotation of a GenBank genome assembly